ACAAAUUAGAAAAUGUACGCCAGGAUUAGGAAAAAUGGGCACAUGUUUGAUGCCUCAUUGUGAAACAGCCCCAUGGCUGCGAGGCGGUUGCAAAUUGACUGGAAUUGAUAAUGCCUGUGAAUUCAGCGCUUGGGAUUUAAUAUUCAAAAGAAAAAUUCAAUCUUCUAUGUUUUCCAGAUCUGGCUCUCUACUUUGGCCCGAGGGUUAAGCUGAAACGGCUGAGAAUUUUGUAUAUGAUCGUAAAACAGUAUUGUAAGGGACUUUGAUCUUUUACCGAAACCCCAGAAACCUCAAGAUUAGUAGCCAUGACUAUUCCAAGGCUUUACUCGGGUUUAUACAGGGCUGCUCUGAGAAUCCGUUUGGCUCAGCAAUCCUCUUAUACGAAUAAAUCAUCGGUGUGGAGCCUUCCAUAUGCUCGAUUUUUUCAUUCGACGCCACGUAAGUUUCAGCAAUCGACAGCCCCUGUGCCGCGGGCGGUGCCGCUGUCGAGGCUGACCGACAGUUUUCUGGAUGGUACGAGCAGUGUUUAUUUGGAGGAAUUGCAGCGGGCCUGGGAAGCCGAUCCCCAGAGCGUGGACGAAUCAUGGGACAAUUUUUUCAGAAAUUUUGUUGGGCAGGCAGCGACUUCACCUGGGAUUUCGGGGCAAACAAUCCAGGAGAGCAUGAGGCUUUUGUUGCUCUUGAGGGCUUAUCAGGUGAACGGUCAUAUGAAGGCGAAGCUGGAUCCCUUGGGUUUGGAGCAGAGGGAAAUCCCUGUGGAUUUGGACCCUGCUCUAUAUGGAUUUACAGAAGCGGAUUUGGACCGGGAGUUUUUCCUCGGUGUAUGGAGGAUGUCUGGGUUUUUGUCUGAGAAUCGGCCUGUCCAAACCCUGAGGACAAUUCUAACUAGAUUGGAGCAGGCCUACUGUGGCACAGUUGGGUAUGAAUACAUGCACAUACCUGACCGUGAUAAGUGCAAUUGGCUGAGAGAGAAGAUUGAGACAGUGGUUCCUAGCAAGUAUGGUCCGGAGCGAAGGCAUGUCAUGCUUGAUAGACUGAUUUGGAGUACACAAUUUGAGAAUUUUUUGGCAACGAAAUGGACUGCUGCAAAACGAUUCGGUCUUGAAGGUGCUGAGACCUUGAUUCCAGGAAUGAAAGAGAUGUUUGAUAGAUCCGCUGACAUGGGUGUGGAAAGCAUUGUUAUAGGUAUGUCUCAUAGGGGAAGAUUGAAUGUCCUGGGCAACGUGGUGAGGAAGCCAUUAAGACAUAUUUUCAGCGAGUUUAGCAGUGGCACAAAGCCUGUUGAAGAAGUUGGAUCUUACACUGGAACCGGGGAUGUGAAAUACCAUUUGGGUACAUCAUAUGAUAGGCCUACCAGAGGUGGGAAAAGGAUACAUCUUUCUCUAGUUGCUAAUCCCAGUCAUUUGGAGGCAGUCGAUCCUGUUGUUGUUGGGAAAACCCGAGCAAAACAGUAUUAUUCAAACGAUAAGGACAGGACAAAGAACAUGGCUGUAUUGAUUCAUGGAGAUGGAAGUUUUGCUGGACAGGGUGUAGUUUACGAGACAUUGCAUCUGAGUGCUCUUCCAAAUUACACAACUGGAGGGACUAUUCACAUUGUAGUCAAUAAUCAGGUUGCAUUUACAACUGACCCCAAAUCAGGGAGAUCUUCACAAUACUGUACAGAUGUUGCAAAAGCUCUGAAUGCUCCCAUCUUCCACGUGAAUGGUGAUGAUGUGGAAGCUGUGGUGCAUGUAUGUGAACUCGCUGCUGAGUGGCGUCAGACAUUCCACUCUGAUGUCGUGGUGGAUAUUGUUUGUUAUCGCAGGUUUGGACAUAAUGAGAUUGAUGAACCAUCCUUCACACAACCUAAAAUGUAUCAGGUGAUUAGAAAUCAUCCACGAGCGCUUGAUGUGUAUGAAAAGCAGCUAAUUGAAUCAGGGCAGUUGUCAAAGGAAGAAAUUGAUGAUUUACACAAGAAGGUCAACUCAAUUUUGAAUGAAGAGUUUGUAAACAGCAAAGACUAUGUGCCAAACCAACGAGAUUGGCUAGCAGCAUAUUGGACUGGCUUCAAGUCACCAGAGCAAUUGUCUCGUAUACGUAAUACAGGGGUCAAACCAGAGAUAUUGAAAAAUGUUGGAAAAGCAAUAACUUCUUUACCAGAAACGUUCAAGCCACAUAGGUCUGUAAAAAGGAUUUUUGAACAGCGUGCGCAAAUGAUUGAAAAAGGGGAAGGUGUUGAUUGGGCUGUUGGUGAAGCUCUUGCAUUUGCAACUCUUCUUGUAGAGGGUAAUCAUGUGAGGCUGAGUGGCCAGGAUGUUGAAAGAGGUACUUUCAGUCACCGACAUGCAGUUCUUCAUGAUCAGGAAACAGGAGAAAGCUAUUGCCCUCUUGAUCAUGUUACAAUGAACCAAAAUGAAGAGAUGUUUACUGUAAGCAACAGCUCUCUUUCAGAAUUUGGUGUGCUGGGCUUUGAACUGGGCUACUCAAUGGAAAAUCCCAAUUCGUUGGUUUUGUGGGAAGCCCAGUUUGGUGAUUUUGCAAAUGGUGCCCAAGUCAUUUUUGAUCAAUUUUUAAGCUGUGGGGAGUCAAAAUGGCUUCGUCAAACUGGCCUUGUUGUUUUGCUUCCUCAUGGCUAUGAUGGCCAGGGCCCAGAACAUUCAAGUGCAAGAUUGGAACGCUUUCUCCAGGGUAGCGAUGACAAUCCUUUUGUGAUUCCUGAAAUGGAUCCUACGUUACGCACUCAAAUUCAACAAUGCAACUGGCAAGUUGUGAAUGUGACAACACCUGCUAAUUACUUUCAUGUUCUUCGCCGUCAGAUACACCGCGAUUUCCGUAAACCAUUGAUUGUUAUGUCUCCAAAGAAUCUUCUUCGACACAAGGACUGCAAAUCAAAUCUGUCUGAAUUUGAUGAUGUUCAAGGCCAUCCUGGAUUUGACAAGCAGGGGACCCGAUUUAAGCGUCUCAUUAAGGAUCAGAAUGACCAUUCUGAUCGGGAGGAAGGCAUUAAUCGUCUAAUACUUUGUUCUGGAAAGGUCUACUAUGAACUUGAUGAGGAAAGGCAAAGAGUCCAGAGGAAAGACGUUGCUAUUUGUCGAAUUGAACAAUUAUGCCCAUUCCCUUAUGAUCUGGUGCAACGUGAAUUGAAGCGGUAUCCAAAUGCAGAGAUUGUCUGGUGCCAGGAAGAGCCCAUGAACAUGGGAAGCUAUCACUAUAUUUCUCUGCGUCUUUUAACUGCCAUGAAAGCACUGAGUCGAGGUACAUUUGAAGAUAUCAAGUAUGUUGGCCGAGCUCCAUCAGCUGCCACAGCAACAGGAUUUAAUCAAGUGCAUGUACGGGAACAGAAAGAACUUGUUGAGACAGCACUGCAGCCUGAUCCAAUCAAGUUUCCUUUAUAUUAAUUCAUGAGACAAAGAAAAAGAUUUUUAAUAAUGGGAAUAGAAAAUUUGCAGCAUCCUCUUGUUCCUAUUACUCCACCUCGUGAAUUUCCUUCGGAAGUAAAAUAUUCUGUAGUUUUAAAGCAACAGCAUUCCUUUUGUAGAGGAUGACGAGCAUCCCUCUUGUUGGAUCAGGGCAGUCUAUUUAUUUCCUUUAAUUUUUUCAAGGUAAAUGUGUUAUACAACUGAUCUUAUUGAAAUCAAGAUGGUCUUAUUUGGAGAACUGAAAGCUACCAAGCACUGAAGUGUAAUUUACAGGUAGUAUGCUAAUUUUUUUCAAAACUUUCUGGUAGCAGGAUUGCUAUGAAUUAGCACCGUGUUUAUCCUAAUUUGUAUUAAAUGCAGUGUACAUUCAAACAGACGAUUUGUCUGAAUGAAGAAUAAAUGCAGUUAAAAAGGCA
Cryptomeria japonica (Japanese cedar) is the source of this 3814-nucleotide messenger RNA. RefSeq lists its product as uncharacterized. Gene Ontology annotation, biological process: tricarboxylic acid cycle. The coding region runs from base 306 to 3377 and encodes 1023 amino acids. Gene Ontology annotation, cellular component: oxoglutarate dehydrogenase complex; mitochondrion. The record is from RefSeq and is a predicted model, not a curated record. The transcript has 9 exons. Lineage: Eukaryota; Viridiplantae; Streptophyta; Pinopsida; Cupressales; Cupressaceae. Gene Ontology annotation, molecular function: oxoglutarate dehydrogenase (succinyl-transferring) activity; thiamine pyrophosphate binding.